Homalodisca vitripennis (glassy-winged sharpshooter) is the source of this 463-nucleotide messenger RNA. Its product is annotated as protein PET117 homolog, mitochondrial. NCBI's taxonomy places the organism in Eukaryota, Metazoa, Arthropoda, Insecta, Hemiptera, Cicadellidae. Gene Ontology annotation, biological process: mitochondrial respiratory chain complex IV assembly. The transcript has 3 exons. The coding region runs from base 142 to 366 and encodes 74 amino acids. The record is from RefSeq and is a predicted model, not a curated record. Gene Ontology annotation, cellular component: mitochondrion.
CGUAAGACAUUUAGAUAAUAAUAAAAGAAAUACUUCAUUUCUGUAGGUUACUCCUGCGAUUGACUUUGCAAUUUUUUUGGGGAAGGAGUGAAAAAUUGUAUUUGUAUACAUUUAUAAUAUUAUGUAAUGGUAUCUUAAAGUAUGUCACUCCCAGCUAAGAUAACAUUGGCUACAUCUUGUGUAGUGUCUGCAGGAAUCAUAGCGUAUGUCCACUUUAAACAGCAGCUUGACAGAGUUAAGCUGCAUGAAGGAGUUGUUAGAGAUGUGGAAAGACGCCAAAGAAGGAAAGCUGAAAACAUCUAUGUGUUGGAGCAACAAAAGGAUUUGACAAAAAAGUACCAAGCAUUAGAAGAAUCACAACAUUAGCUAUUUUAUGGUACAUAUAUUUUUGUAUUAAGUAUAUAGAAUUUUUGCAAUUGUUAAGUUUUGAAUUAAUAUUAAAAAAUUAUUUCCAAAAAGUGAA